CGAUGCCGGCAUAGAUCCAACCCCCACAUAGUACCGUUCGUAUAAUAAUCCAACUCCUCUUUUCCUACGAACCGUCGACACAUGUAUCGCGGAAUUCGGUUAACAACGAGCCUACGUCCACACGUGUUUUCCAAAAUUUUGCAAAUCAAAAAAAUCGCGUCUUCGUCCACACCGCGUCAGCCUCGAUUUUUUUUCAACCGUCAAAAUCAAAAUGGUUCGACACGACUGACGUAACGAAGUUUCGUCGCACACUUCGAAAUGAAAGAGCAACACUGGUAAUUCAAUUUUGCGCCGAGAGGUUCGAUAGCUGGAGAUAAGCAAGUACGGCUGCUGAGGUAGAGGAUGGGGUGUGCGCCGAGCGGAAUUUCCGGCAAAGGCGGCCUUCGACUUAUGGCAACAAAAAUCACGUUUUCGAAGGACGAGUUGGACAAUCUGAAUGAUUACUUUACCAAGUCUGUCGCUGAUUCGAUGGGGGUAAACGCUGAUACCACAACGAUUGAGGCUACGGUUGAAAGAUUGUUGCAGCGUCUCUUAGUCGGGGUUGGGAAUAUCGACAGUAGAUUCUCAUCGAUGUUUCUUAUCUCUUUAAACGAUCGCAGUCGAAUCAAGCAAUUGAAGUUCGAGUACCUGGUCAGGCUCGACGCUCUCUCGUCGCCAGGCCUCACCUCAGACCACGAGACGCCUGUCAGCGUCGAAGAAGAUGCGGCCAUGCCAGGAUUUGCGCGCGUCAGGAUCCGGGGAAUGGGUGCUGAGUCCUGGGGAGAGUUUCUCGGACCGGGAGGUCGUCUGAGGAGAGACUUAAUCAAAGCAAAGCUGGCGAAUCUUCUCGCCGCAGCGACGAAGCCGGGAUCAACAAACGGCGCUGAUGAGAGGCUGUGCUGGACCCCGGGACAAGUGGUCGACGCCGAGGUGCUCGAAAAAAUAUUAAAGCAGCCGGAUCACUGCAGGAUAUUCUACGGGCCAGCCCACGAAGAAGCCGUUUUGCCGGAGCCGAGGGAUCAUCGAGUUGCCCUCGUUGAAGACGCGGCGGGAAUCCUACUGAGGAUCGGUAUCGGCGGUUCGAAAAAUCGCGAGGCUGAAGUCCGGCUUUCGAUUGGAGUCGGCGUAUCUUCGUGGUCUUCCUUGGCCGAUUACCCUCGCCGAGUUCCUCUUCAUCACUGCGACGCUCUCCUGCACCUGACCGCCGCGCAAACAGGCAUGUACGUCGUGGCCGUCGGUCCGUAUCCUGGUGCUCGUUGCGAGGACCGGUCGACCCUCUGGAGGGUGCGAUUUCCGGGAGCAGAAACGGUAAUGAAGCAUCACUAUCACGAGGACAGCGUUCCGGCUCUUACAGAAACGGUACUUGGCGGUAUUCUGGAUCAGUUACGAGGAAGAGGCGAGUUGAAUCUCCCAAUGAAAAACAAGGACACACUGAGAGUCGUCUCGCGCCAUGUGCUGAAAACAAUUCACUGGUGGUCUCUGGAACGAGCAGGACCAGAUCCUUUGCGUAGCUGGGCUCCUGGUACACUGUCGCGACACGUGUUGACGAGCCUGGACGAAUUGGUCACAGCAUUGAAGUGUCAAAGUUUAAGAUGCUAUUUCUACCCGAGAUGCAACGUGAUGCUACAGUGUGCAAAAGGAGGAAUUCUCCACCACGAGGACUCGUACCUGUCGGACUCUCGACUCCUGGAAUCAUACCUGACGGCCCUGCAUCAGCAUUCGAUGAGCAGUACUCCAGUGGAUCUGGAGCCGUCCGACAUCCUGGAGAACGAGCUGAUAACGCGAUGGCGUCGUGUGAUCGCCUCACUCCCUAGGGGAACGAUGGGCAGGCAUUGUGGGUACAGCGGGAAGCAGCUCGAAUACCUGGGUCUGGUGAUCAGGGAAGUUUUGAAGGUCAAGAAAGCCGUCCUACAAAGCGGAGACGACGUUUCCUUCCUACAGAACUUUCCCACUCCUGGUCUGCACAGCUCGGAACCAACAGAGAAUCUAGUUUACCUCUUGACUCUGGUCCUGAGACAAGCCAGGGAUCAAAUCUACGCCGUGACGGACCGUCGGAACCGGAAGCAAGCUCGUCGCAAGAGGUUGAGACGCAGAACCAACAACAGCGCGACGGCUUACUUCGAGAGAUCCGUUGACGUCCUCAUCGAUAUCGUCAGGAGGGAUCGAGAGACCGCUUACGUCGACCUUGAGAACAACCUUGUGCUUGCCAAGACUCUCGUCAAGUGGCUGUAUUUUGGCAUGGAACACGACAGGAAAACCCUCGGGCCAAUCCUGCACUCCUACCUCGGGAAUCUGUUCAACUCAUCCCACGAGAAUGCCUGGCACGUGGAGUCGUGGAGGAAACGAGAGGAGAUAUUUAAUACGGAGAUGCGUUCGUUGUCCCUCUUUUGCAAGUUGGUUACGACGCAGGAAGUGUCGCCGGCUAACGGGGUGGUCGAUUCACUCUCUAAGGGUUGGACCUGGGCUGAGAAUGUAACGAAAAUGAUCGAGCGCUCGGAGAACGGUUUGAAGCUCGUUUUCCUCGCUGACAAAGUCGCCAGGUACAAUCUCACUUUUGCCAAUAAUAAGGGUCUCAACAUGUACUCGACGUGGAGCAAAGCCAGGAAUGUCAGCAACGCGGUCAAGCGCACCACCAUCGCCAGGACCAACAUGAUCACCAUCUCAAAUCUCUUGCCUGGCAUGAAUACCGCAGGCAGUUACGGCACGAGUAAAGAAUCGGCGAGGCACGUCGUUCUGCGGGAGGCAAGUCCUUUGACGAGUGUGGUAUCCAUGGGGCGAAGACGCGGUCGUCAGAGGGGCCCGGGGGGCUUGGUCCCAGCGCUGGUGGCGCUCAACAAGUUCAGGAUUCUCCAAGAGGUGGCAGCAGUUUUGCCCCACGAAGAACGAAUCGCGAUGCUGGACGCGGUUCAACGGGUCGCCCGGGAGGCGUCCCGACGUUCGCGUCGUUCGAGUUGCCCGGACCCAAGAACCUCUGGGUCUCCUCGCCAAACUUAUACCCCCAGAUCAGAGUCGAACCUGGACCUCCCACCGAGUCCGGCUUUGUCUCCGACGACACGGCAGCACAGCAUCAUCGCCGAACAUCAGAGGCAGCUGCAUCGCGAAAUGAUUGAGAUGCACGACACGAUGACCCGCGGUCUUCGACCCAGGGGUCAACUGCCUGCUUGGGACUCGGCGUCCCUUGCAUCCUGGACAUCUUCCGUUGGGUCCUUGGGGAGGACCAGACUGAGAAAGCACCGAUUGCCGACGUGGGAUGGAGUCAGAGGUCCAUCGCCGAUGUGGGACAGCGUCAGCACCGACGGUGGAAUGGGGAAAUCCCGAUCUGAGGAGAUGAUAAGUCGGGAAGAUUCGCCGAAAUGGAACACCUUGGAACGUCAGCAUCGCGGUAGUGACGGUCCAGAUUUCUGUGAACUUGGCGGUCGCUUGCCGAGUUGGGAUUGCUUGGAGGCGACUCUUGAUCAAAAGUUGUCCAAGUUCGACGUCCCGGCGGAGCCCGACUCUUUGGAGAUGAACAGAGACGUUGGCAUAGAUUAUCUUCUCGCUGCUAAUGCGAGCAGAGAAUAUAACGGGGAGGAUGACGAUGCCAACGAAUGCCGGAAGGCUAGAUCGCAGUGGAAAACUCCCCUCCUGAGACAGACCGAUGACAUGGCACUAAAGCUCACUCUUCCCAAGGACAAUUCCCUGCCGCCGACGACGAAGAACAGGGGGGAAAAAACGAGCGGCAAAAAACAAAUCCAGGAGAAAAUUAAGCGGAUGAAUUCGGGACGGCAACAAAGCGGUUAGAGUCGUCGUUUGCAGUUUGAUCAAGUGAUGAAGGAUACAUGUGUUUCGGAAUGAGCGUUGAGUGCAUGCUGUAAUAAACAGGGGGAAAAAAAAUUGUUGAAACACAAGCGAAGCGUCUUGGAGCUAUCGAUAUCAGCCACUUGAGAAAGCUCGAGGGUUUUCAAUUGCAGGGAUUACUUCUCUCCGCCUUUCUAUAUCCCGGAAGUGAAGGAGCUUGAACGAAUUGCCGAUAACCCGGUCUCGGAGACAGCAGAACUCGUUGGCCGGAGAUACGUUUCGACGUUUUGCAAACGAUGUUUGAACGAGCUUGACGUAACGUCGUAAGUACGACGAAUAUCAUUUUCAGGAAGGAAUGCAGCCGUUGAAAAUUGAGGAAUCGAUGCUCCAAGCCACGUCAGCCUCUGGAGAACCACUCGAAUAAUAAUUAGACACCAAUCCGCUCGAUCCUGAUUACCAACGCUAAUCCUUCAAAGCUGAAGUUCCACUCAUUCGCGUUUUAUGCUUAUCAGAAUUUUCACUGCUCUCAACGAUGCGAUACUCUGCACAUAAAAAGUGGAUAUCGGGUGAAUUUCAUUCAGCGGAAAAGCAU
Messenger RNA from Diprion similis, 4348 nucleotides. RefSeq lists its product as uncharacterized. The coding region runs from base 343 to 3759 and encodes 1138 amino acids. The record is from RefSeq and is a predicted model, not a curated record. Lineage: Eukaryota; Metazoa; Arthropoda; Insecta; Hymenoptera; Diprionidae. The transcript has 15 exons.